Molecule: messenger RNA, 1353 nt
Organism: Fomitiporia mediterranea MF3/22
Lineage: Eukaryota; Fungi; Basidiomycota; Agaricomycetes; Hymenochaetales; Hymenochaetaceae
Exons: 9
Coding region: 1-1353 (450 amino acids)
Molecular function (GO): protein binding
Source: RefSeq, a predicted model, not a curated record
AUGUCGCGCGGUGGCAAACCUCUGGACCUGCCAGGACUCUACUGGGACGAUGAAAAGAAGCGAUAUUUCCCAAUUGCUUCCAGGCCGAAACGAAAAACUACAGACGAAGGACCUAGAGAAACACCUUAUAAAGUAUCAGAUGAUAAUAGACGACAAACUGAAGGACAUCGAUCAGCUGCUACCGCCACAUAUCCAAGAGCAUUGCGCAUAGGAACGAAAGGCUACUCUCAAAGAGCUCGAAUCACGCAAGAAUUAGAAGGGAAGUCACUGGUGGCUUCAUAUACAGAGCUCGAUCCACCCGUCCGACCGCUGUCCUGGCAGACAUGUCAAAUAUCAUCUUUCCACGCUGCUACUGUUGAUGAUACCCUGAACGUGCUCGUCGGUGAUUCCCGUGGUGUGUUCCACUGCUCUCGGGCAGUCAUCAAGUCUCUUUUAAGAAUAAACGCCGGGCCUGACCGGUUUAACGACAAUUCACGACUUUUUACGUCUUACCAUUUGGGAUCGGGAACGCCCGUCUCACACAUUACGAGGUCUGGAAACAUCGCAGUUGCUGUAACCAGUACAUGUGAUUCGUGCUUCCUCGGUGUUCGUGAUCUAAAUGCCUCGGAUUAUUCUGGCGUUCUAUUUCCACGCUUGAAUGUAGCCGGGGAUAUACGAGCUGCAGAUCUUUUAAACAAGAGUCUGGCUCUUGGUAUGUCCCGGAAACUAGUAUGGAUUAAGGAUGUUAGCGGGCCCAUCAAGGGUCACCGAACCCUUCAAACUAAGAGUGACAUCUUGUCAAUAGCACAAAGCUCGAACACUAUCACCGCCGGAUUGAGAAACGGAGAAGUGCGAUUAUUCGACGUGCGUACUCGCGGUGAUGCGAGUACCGAGCUAUUUGGGUCCCGUUUCUCCAGGAAAAUCGACACAAGCCCUCCGUCAUUACCUGGGACAAAGCCCAAGGGUACACAUUCCGCAAUAACACGCUUACAAACAGUCGGAGAUUGGGAAAUGCUUGUCGCAACAAGUGCCGGAGAGCUUGAGAUGUUCGACCUACGCUUCGCUACAGGUAAUAGAGUACAACCUAUAAUAAAAUACGACGGACACGUCAAUUCGUACCUUCUCGAUCUCGGAAUCACGAUCGACCCUACCUCAUCCUUCCUAUUCGCCGAAGGCCAAGACCGUAGGAUCCGUGCUUGGGUAUUACAAACAGGCGAACAGCUUGGUGUACUCCUUGGUGGUGCUCAACUAGCUAGACCUGCUCGUGCGUUGGCAGUAACUCAGACGGCUAACGAGACUCGUGGAGCGAGGUGGUUAUGGAUACCGCAAGAGGAAGAGAUUCGCGUGGUCCGUUUGGGUGGUCCAAUUCGAUAG